AUGGUUCAGGCGGUGGCACCGGCAUCUCCCAAGGUCAAGGCUAGAGCUGAUGAUGGAGAUGACGAGAGAGCACAUCGGUACAAGUUUUUGCCAGCCAAGAUGGACUCGGAUCCGAUCCCCAUGUCGAUCGAAGGUGGACAUAUUAUCUCGAUCCACCAAUCACCCAAGUUGACGGUUGCUGAGACGAGGUUGCAGCCGUUGUCGUUGAUUGUUGCAUUGGAUGAGUUGGGAUUUGCGAAGGGUGAGAUUGUUGUUGAUGAUGGUACUUCGGUUAACAACAACGCGCAGGCGAACGUCUCGUGGGAGUUGCAUGGUGGACAGCAGUUGAUCAGUAAUGCGCUGUUCGUGGGAUCUGAGCAAGGUGCUGGUACGUUGACGGCGUCACAGGUGCAGGCGUUUAGGGCUUCGGUCGGGCAUUCGGAUCUGAUUGAGAAGGUUGUGAUUUUGGGAUUGAACUUUGCGCGGUUUGGAGGGGAGCAAGAUGUAGAUGUCGAUGCUGUUGCGGGACAGGUUGUCUUUGAUGUCACCAGUGCCGUGAAUGGACCUCGGCAGCCGCAGACGCAUCAGCAGUUGCACCGUCAAGGCCAGAAGAAGCACCAGCGUCGGGAUGAGACUGGCGCAAAGGCAGCCGCAGCACAGUCCCCAGCUCAACGCCCCAUCGUCGCCGCACGAGUGAACGCACUUGAGGAACUGAACAUUAACGGUGUCCCAGUCUCGUUUGGUGGCCAGGGUGGUGUUGCGCCUGUUAACCAGACCAAGGGAGUUGAUCCUGUGUCAGGAAUGGGGUGGGAGGUCAAUGAGGCUGUUGGGUCUUUGACGCUCACUGGGUUGAAGAUGGAUCUUUUUGCGGGCUGGUUCAUCCACUGGAAGCUUCAGUAG
Linnemannia hyalina is the source of this 879-nucleotide messenger RNA. The record is from the annotation of a GenBank genome assembly. NCBI's taxonomy places the organism in Eukaryota, Fungi, Mortierellomycota, Mortierellomycetes, Mortierellales, Mortierellaceae.